Manihot esculenta (cassava) is the source of this 2653-nucleotide messenger RNA. RefSeq names its product protein NSP-INTERACTING KINASE 2. Gene Ontology annotation, molecular function: protein binding; protein kinase activity; ATP binding. The coding region runs from base 669 to 2354 and encodes 561 amino acids. Lineage: Eukaryota; Viridiplantae; Streptophyta; Magnoliopsida; Malpighiales; Euphorbiaceae. The transcript has 11 exons. The record is from RefSeq and is a predicted model, not a curated record. Gene Ontology annotation, biological process: protein phosphorylation.
AUAGAGGAAUUCCCUUAUAAUUAUUUUCUCUAAAAAAUUGCAUGAUUGAAGGAAUUUUGCUUUUCUCAAUCAUCUUUUAUAUUAUCAAGAUUUGGUUAGAUUGGGCUCAUAGCUUUUACAUUUUAUUUCCUCAUGCUUUGCUGAACCAGUGGCAGGCAUGUUGCUUGUCUUUAGUCUUAUACCGCCAAAACCUUCUGGUUUUUUUGGCUCUUGGAUUCUGACACAAGGUGCGAGUGAGUGAGUGCAGUUGUUGGAAAGAAUAAGGUUAAGUGUAUGUGAGGUUCACACAUGAGAAAACAACACAAGAACCAAACCAAGAAUUUUUCUUUUUGGGUUCAAUCUUAUCUAACUUUCAGAUCAUUCCUAACUCCCAUCUACCCUUUACUAGCCACUUUCAGAUUAUAAUCAGUAGCUAUUUUUGGGAAUUGGGUGUUUGAUUUGUGCCUUGGAUUCAAUGGAGGCAAGAGCAAGUAUUGUCUUCUUUUGUUCUGUGGUCUUGUCUUGCUUAUGGACUUCUGUAUUUGGAUUGCUAUCUGACAAAGGUGUCAACUACGAAGUGGAAGCUUUGAUGGGCAUAAGGAGUUCACUGAAUGAUCCUCAUAAUGUUCUUAACUGGGAUGCAACUGCUGUGGAUCCUUGCAGCUGGACUAUGAUCACUUGUUCUCCUGAUGGUCUGGUUAUCGGCCUGUAAGAAGUUAUAUAUAUAUAUAUGUAUAGGAGCUCCUAGCCAAAGUUUAUCUGGAACUCUUUCACCAAGCAUAGGAAACUUGACAAAUCUCCAGCUUGUGCUUCUGCAGAAUAACAACAUAACAGGAAACUUACCCUCUGAGCUUGGGAGGCUUUCAAAGCUCAAAACACUUGAUCUUUCUAAUAACUUCUUCAGUGGUCAAAUUCCCCGUACUCUAUCCAAUCUAAAAAACCUCCAAUACUUGAGGCUAAACAAUAACAGUCUCUAUGGACCAAUUCCUUCCUCUUUGGCCAACAUGACACAACUUUCCUUCCUGGACUUGUCUUACAAUAAUCUGAGUGCUCCUGUUCCUAGUUUUCAUGCUAAAACCUCCAACAUUGUAGGAAAUCCUCUGAUAUGUGGAACUGCAAAAGACUGUCCUGGAUCCAUACUCACUCCACAAUCUAUGUUCUUGAAUAAUUCACAAAACUCUCAACCUUCUGGUUCUGGAAGUGGGAAGGGCCACAAAGUUGCUUUGGCCUUUGGUUCAAGCUUAGGCUGUGUCUGCCUGUUGAUUCUUGGAUUCGGUUUUCUUCUGUGGUGGAGGCGAAGACACCACCAGCAAAUAUUUUUUGAUGUUAAUGAGCAACGUCACGAAGAACUCAACCUUGGAAACCUGAAGAGAUUUCAAUUCAAAGAACUUCAGGUAGCUACAAACAACUUCAGCAGGAAGAACCUGAUUGGAGAAGGUGGUUUUGGAAAUGUUUACAAAGGGUAUCUCCAAGAUGGAACAGUUGUAGCUGUUAAAAGACUCAAAGAUGGAAAUGCCAUUGCUGGUGAGAUCCAAUUUCAAAGAGAAGUAGAGAUGAUCAGCCUAGCAGUGCAUCGAAAUCUGCUUCGGCUGUUUGGAUUUUGCAUGACAGCAACUGAAAGGCUGUUGAUUUACCCUUACAUGUCCAAUGGAAGCGUCGCUACUCGUUUAAAGGCCAAGCCAACCUUGGACUGGGGCACAAGGAAAAGGAUUGCCUUAGGAGCUGCAAGAGGUUUAUUAUACUUGCAUGAGCAGUGUGAUCCCAAGAUAAUUCACAGGGAUGUUAAGGCUGCAAAUAUAUUGCUUGAUGACUACUGUGAAGCUGUUGUAGGAGAUUUUGGAUUGGCAAAGCUAUUAGAUCAUCGAGACUCACAUGUGACCACAACUGUGAGAGGUACAAUGGGCCACAUAGCCCCCGAGUAUCUCUCAACAGGUCAAUCAUCUGAGAAAACAGAUGUUUUUGGGUUUGGAAUUCUUUUACUUGAAUUAAUUUCCGGCUUAAGAGCUGGGGAAUUUGGGAAGUCUGCAAAUCGAAAAGGAGCUAUACUUGACUGGGUGAAGAAGAUUCAUCAGGAAAACAAGCUUGAGUUAUUAGUUGACAAGGAUCUGAAGAACAACUAUGAUCGAAUUGAGCUGGAAGAAAUGAUCCGGGUGGCUCUGCUAUGUGUCCAAUAUCUUCCAAGUCACAGACCUAAAAUGUCAGAAGUGGUGCGGAUGCUAGAAGGAGAUGGGCUUGCAGAGAAAUGGGAAGCAUCUCAGAGAGCUGAAUCAACCAAAUCAAGAGCCAAUGAGUUCUCAUCAUCAGAGCGCUACUCUGAUCUUACCGAUGACUCUUCAUUGCUCGUCCAAGCAAUGGAACUCUCUGGACCCAGGUGACAAUAUUUCUCAUAAGGAUGGGAAAUCAUUUGACUUAGUUUGAAAUGAACAAUAAAAAAUAAAAAUUCUAAGACAGAAUCCGUAGGAAAACAAACUUCUUGUAUAUCAGCAAACAUAUUGGAGUCUAAAGCUUUGUGAAAACUUUUCUUACUGUACAGAAUCGGUAUUUAAAAUGAUAUAUAAUUGAGUGAUACAUGUCUUCUUUUCGUUGUUUUUGAGUGAAGAUACUUGGGAGAUUUUCAGCUGGGGUUGCUUGUAAUAAUUUUCUUUUAAUAAAAAAUUUGUUUCUUUCUUCUGAA